AUGGUUAACAGAUGUUGAGGGAAGGGGCAGAGUUCAGUUGAGUAGGAAGAGGCAUCAGCCAUUUUACCUGCACACAACAUCGCUUUGCCCUCAAGCAUGGAGCACAAGUGAAGUGUCAGUUAAACAUCAGCUUACGUCUCUACCAGGCUGUGGAAGUACAGGUGCCAUGGUGACACUGAAUCACUUGAGCGUGGAGGACCCAGACGAUGGCUCCCCACUGCUGCCUGAGGCUGCGGAGGCUGCUACGCCAACGCCUGUCUUUCACAGACAGCGAGUGAUCACCAAGACUGACUCCAGGGAAUUUUUCCUCAGCAGGAGUGAGAACCUUGCCUUCAGUCUGGUGCUGCUGAUCGGAUGCUACUCAGCUAUUCUGAUUCCUGCGUAUCUCCCUUCGAAUAGAGCGGCAACUCUCAGUGAUGACAACCUACAUCCUAAAGAUCUGGUCUCACUGAAUCGCUCAGCUUUCCUGCUGUCAGGCCCCUGUCAGCCUCGCUGGUGUCUGAACCACCUUAAGCCCUUGUCUUGUUCUGCAGGCCUUCUAGACAUCCCUGUGUUUGUGCAGGGGGUCAGGCCUGUGCCCUGGGAUCUGUCGCCUCCUCUCGGGCUCCAGGGCAGCGAAGAGCAUCUGGCCCAUGCUCUCGCAUCUCUGCCUCAGCCUGGCCUGCCUUCAUCACUGAGGAGCGAGGGCAGCUGCAGGCGAUGCGUGGUGGUGGGCAAUGGAGGGGUUCUUCACGGGAGCCAUCUUGGAUCCCAUAUAGAUCAGUAUGACAUCAUUAUCAGGCUGAAUAAUGCUCCAGUGCCCGGCUUCGAGAAAGACGCUGGUUCUCGCACCACCAUCCGCCUGAUUUACCCAGAGGGAGCACCUCGCUCUGCAAACGAGUACCAAAAGACCGCCAUGGUUGCUCUGGUGGUCUUUAAGAGCCUGGACCUGGACUGGCUGACUUCUGUCAUCACCAAGCAGCCUCUGAGCUUCUGGUCCAAAAUAUGGUUCUGGAGGGAGGUGGUGGAUGAUAUUCCCCUGAGACCAGAGAACUUCCGGAUCCUGCACCCAGAGAUUAUUCACAAGACGGGACAGGUCCUGCAGAAAUAUGCUCUGAAACAGGGAAACAUGGUGCCGACACUAGGUGCCAGUGCAGUGGUGAUGGCUUUGCAGCUGUGUGACCAGGUGAGCCUGGCAGGGUUUGGGUACAACAUGCAGCACCCAGAGGCCAGGCUGCACUACUACGAGAGCAUACGCAUGGGUGCAAUGAAGGCUCAAGUGGUGCAUGACGUCAGCGCUGAGAAACUCUUCUUGAGGGACCUGGUGGCUGCAGGAGCUGUGACCGACCUCACAGGGGCUCUGUGAGUCAGCGGUGCAGAGGAUAAUGAUAACGUACUGAACUCUACAUGCACUCCUCCUCCUCACUGUGAGCCAGUGUGGAGCCCUCCAUAGCUGUGCCCUGCUGGAGAAAUCCCACACAGUGUGGACUGACCUUUAAAAUGCUCACAGUCGCUGGGGCUGACUGACGAGCGAGCAAAUUAAAGGUUAGACACGCUCAGGAUUGCUGAGACUAACCUAAGAACACAUCUUGUUUAAAUUCAAUGAACUUC
Molecule: messenger RNA, 1590 nt
Organism: Epinephelus fuscoguttatus (brown-marbled grouper)
Lineage: Eukaryota; Metazoa; Chordata; Actinopteri; Perciformes; Serranidae
Gene: st3gal7
Product: ST3 beta-galactoside alpha-2,3-sialyltransferase 7
Exons: 8
Coding region: 167-1345 (392 amino acids)
Molecular function (GO): lactosylceramide alpha-2,3-sialyltransferase activity
Source: RefSeq, a predicted model, not a curated record